GAUAGCUGCAUAGCAUAGGCCGAAAUAUAUAUUUUGUGACUUUUCGGCUGCUGAGUCCGGCAGAAUUAGCGAAAAAUAAUUAUUCUGUUAGAAUUAAAAAACAAGUUUAAAGAUAAAUUUUCCAGCAUUAUUAUGUCUCGUCUGACACUUCUCGAUGACGAUCUUGAUCGUUAUCACGACGUUUAUCGGAAUGGCUUCUCGAAGAUCGCGAAGAAAGACGUUGUUUUGAAGGAAGUCGCUCAACAUUUCGACAACAUCGUUUUGAAGAAGAUGACUGACGUAUUCCAAGCAGAAGAUCAAUUUAAUCUUCUAGGUGUCGGUGUUGGUGAAGGCCACUGUGAGUUUCACUUCUUGAAGCGUCUUGGAUCUCACUUCAGAUCGAUUAAAAAUGUAGCGGUGGAACCUAAUGAAAGCUUAUUCAAAGUAUUUAAAGCCGAGACGCAGGCUUGGAGUUCCGAUAUAGAAUCAAAUUGUGAAUCGCAUUACUUCGUUGGCCCUCUCACGCAAUUCUUUGAUGAAAGCCCCCUGGUGGAUCGUAAGUACAACUUAAUUAGCGCUGUGCAUUCACUGUACUAUACCGGCGACUUGGAAGCGACCUUCAUACGACUGAUGUCAAUGCUUAAAGAUGAUGGAGUUAUGGUUAUUGUCUUAGCAGGACCAAACUUGAUCUAUCGAACGCACCACAGGAAUCCCUGGUUGCCAGCAUUCGACCGCUAUUCUGCCACACCAGAAAGUCUUAAAGUCGUUCAGCUGGCCGAAAGAGAAGGAUACAAAGUGACCGAAUUCGAACUGAAUACCAAGUGGGAUGUCACUGCUUUAUUUGAGGAGAAAUCGGAGUUGGGGGACAAACUUGUCGACUUCUUGACCAUGACGGCUUAUUUUCGUAAAACGGCACCGGCAGGAAAGCUUGAAGAAUUCAUGAGGCUUUGGCGAGAGUCCUGUUUAGAAGGUGAAAAUGGACGUCUCCAAACAGAACCCAGGGAGAAGCUUUUCUUCAUCACUAAGUAGGUGUUAAUACUAGAUUCUUAAAUGACUGAACAUGUAACAUACUUGUGUCGUACUUCCAAUUGGCAAAUCUAUCUCAAUCACAUCAGGAGUUAAUUGGAUAAGGAGUACAUUAUGCCAUAAUGUUGUUAGCGCACAUGUGCUCUCGAGGCUUGACUACGGCGGAUGCUUAAUUGGGGUAUCGAAUCUAGGAAGACUUCGUUAACAACAAUCCCUUCUUAUAUUAUUUUCUCCGCUAAUCAACAACAUACUCUCUUCGUCCUUCAUCUGCUCCUUCCAAUAUUAUUCCUUAAUCCAGAAAACAGGCCGGCUUCCAUUCUCUCCUGCCCCCUGUCUUCUGAACAAAGUCCCUUCAUCUUCUCGAAACAUCUCUUCUCUUGACCUCUUCAAAAACAUCUUAAAACACACGUCUUGUAUAUAGCUGUUAACCUUAACCUGUCUUAUGCCUUUAACAGCGCUUUGUAUUAUCUUGAAAAUGCGCUCUAUAAAUCCAAAUUAUUAUUAUCAUUAUUAUUAUUAUUUUGAAUUUCAUUAUUAUUAUUAUUAUGUAAAUGGCAGGUCCAUCCCAACAAAAAGCUGAUU
This is a messenger RNA of Lytechinus pictus (painted urchin), 1587 nucleotides long. RefSeq names its product histamine N-methyltransferase-like. Bases 133 to 1008 code for a protein of 291 amino acids. The record is from RefSeq and is a predicted model, not a curated record. The transcript has 3 exons. NCBI's taxonomy places the organism in Eukaryota, Metazoa, Echinodermata, Echinoidea, Temnopleuroida, Toxopneustidae.